GGUGAAUCCACGCAUCCCUCGAUCUUAUUUUCGUCCCAUCUUCUUAGGAAAGACAACGACACUCAGGGGCAUGCGUCGAUCAUCUCAACAAAAUGGGGCUCACGAACCUCUUCUUCGUCUCAUACCUUCUUCCCAUGAAUCGUAACGAAUAUACCGAAGGUCCUCUCACCCAUCUCUUCUUCCGCGUAGUAACGCUUCUCCUCUAUGUUUUGUAUCUCCAUCUUUUACAGCGCAGGCUCUUUCGAAAUGAGGACCCUGUCGAGGAUCUCGUAUACAUGAUAUUCACUAUAUAUUUCAUGUUUUACUCCAUGGAGUUUGGCUAUGACUUUUGCUGGAAUAUGGAUGAGGCUAUUUUAUCCAUCAUACUUGCAGUGAGAGGCUGGCUCCAAGUGCUCUGAAUUAAGCGAAGGCUUCGCGUAACUUAACUCGUUCAUAUCCAUUGUUUGCCUUCAUCUCAACUAUUGAUAAUAUCUGGGAGUCUUUCAGUUGUUCUAGGUCCACUACCCUUUUUCAGUUAACCUUGCCGCUUUUCGCCUAUAAUUAAUUCACUGGAUGAGCCAUAUUAUUCACCACCUCCGCCACUCUCUUGAGACAGCCCUAGAGGAGUCUACUACAGGCUUAGUCUAGCGAUAAAAUUCUGACAGUAAAUACAACAUCCUGUCAAAGUUGAAGCUGACCGACCGACCACUGAUAGACAUUGAGAAGCUGGGAGAAAUCCAAAGAAGUAUUGGUUAGUGUCUUUUCAGACUCACAGUUGUUCGUGGAUUUUCAAUACUAUUUCUCCUUGGAACUCAACAUAGCUUCACCUUCAAGUUCGGAAUCUGCUUCAUGGUGGCCGACCUCAGCUUCCCUCCGCCCAACACAUCUCUUUCAUCCUCCACCACAACAUCACAACAAAUCUACAUUUCAUUCAACAUACUCUUACACAUGCUUUCAUAGGCUUGGAUACUCUAUCACAACAACAUAUCAAGUUUACAUUGCUCUGAAGGAGCUUCUAAGGUGUUUCGCUCUGCUUGGAUCCUCCAUGACAUACACAUAGCCAACUCGCAUCAUCUACAGUAGACAUCAACGAACACUUGCCUUGAUUUCUUCCAUCUCAUCAUGCCCUCCUUUGGGGCGGAGUUCCUUCAGAAUGCGUUGGCAGAACGGAGAGCCGAACGAGAAGGAUUAUCAGCAAAUGCUCAGAUCCGGGAGCUUGCUAUUCAGUUCAACUCACGACGAAGAGUCGCCACAACCAGCAUUGGCAUGACAAGUACAUGGCUUGAUCAGGAUACAAGUGGAACUUACAAUCCAAGAGGAGGCCGCUUAACACCACCUGCUCCCAAAACUAAGAAGUCCCGAGUUGAGCGAAGUGCCAUCGACGGCGACAAUGCUACACAGCAAGUCAAGAGAAUACCUGUCGGCUACAGUUAUCUAAUGUCAUUCAAAUUUGCUGGGGAUACUGGGAAGGAGUAUUUAAAGGCAAUCACACCAGGCCCAUACGAUCCAAAGCCUGAGUCCGGUGGUGAUGGUGGCGAGUCCUCGGAUCCUUUGGAUGAUAACGACGCUCCCCUUCCACGCCGAAAACUCAAGCGACGCCGUGGACUGGUUAAUGCCCUAAAACAAAGGUAUGUGUAUUCCAUGAAGCUCCCAGUCUUUGCUGACCUUGAAUAGAAGCGAUGGCAGAACAAUCGAGGACUUGACAGAAGGACACCCACAGAUUCGAGGUUGCAAGUCUUGUUUUCUUCGUAGUGACGAUUCCUGCUCUCUCAUCGAUCAUCCACUAGAUUACCCUUGUGCAGCUUGCGAAGAUGCUGGCAGUGAUUGCGAGCUUAUCGUUCCCCCGAAACUUAAAAAGGCUUGUCAGAAUUGCCAACAUGAGAAGAUUAAGUGCUCCUACACUUUGAAUGGGUAAAUGAUAUUCCCUCUUUUUGAGUUCGGUGUCAUGCUAAUAAACUUUAGUGGAAAGGGAGUUACAAAGUGUGACAAUUGCGACGAGGAUGAAGUACCUUGUAUUGCUGGACCAUUGGAUGAGGAUUCGAAAUACGGUCGAAGAUUCGCCAACAUCAAAUCGCCAUCUCCUCCGCCCGACCCAUACCCACGAAUGUAUGUCCCUUGCCAGGAAUGUCGGGGAAACAAGAAAAGGUGCUCAUUGAAGAACAAAACGGACAAGGGGCCAUGCGGUCGCUGCAAGAAACUAGGCAAAGAAUGCGAGUUCAUCGAGUGCCCUCCAGAAAUGAGAUUAAGGGCGGAAAGAGAGGCUGAAGCCAAAAAAGCAGCAGAGAAAGUGCAGAAGAAGAAGGCAAAGCAGGCAGCUAAGGACGCAAAGAGGAAAAGGACCAAGAAAGGGGAUACUGUAGUUGGAAAGCCUUCAAGUAGUAGUAAGUCUCCCCUGCGCAUAUUUCAAUUGAUUUAUCCCUUCCAAAUCGUUUCUGAUAUCUUAAUACAUUUCUUACCAACUCAACAGGCAAUCCAACCUUGCCUCUACCGCAAUCUGUCGGAUCACAAAAGGGCAAGGGUUUGAUGAUUGAGACAUCGGGCAUUGGAAAACGAGCUAGGGAAAAGGUCUUUCGGCUUCCUAUAUCGCCACGUCUCUCAGCUACCACUGACGGCAUUCAUCAUAAAAUCAUAUCUACCUCAUUUGCCCAUCCUAUCAAAUUCAAUCACGAGCCUCCCAAGGAUGGCAGUGACCUAUGUCUAUUCUGCAAGUCUCCCUACUUCGGCCUAUGGGGUUAUGGUGUCAACGAGGUUGAAGUCGUUCCGUACGGAGGUUCUAAGGGUAACAUUGAAGUUUCCGGAGGCCACUUAGCUCAACAAGGUACCAAUUCCAAGAUGUGCUCCUCUUGCACAUAUUACCGAGUCCGAAUCACAACAUGUCUCACCCACAAGAUUGUCCCAAUGGAAAACUACGACCAACGAUCCUUCAGCGCGGAAGAACUCGAGAAAUCCCUCAAAGCCAUGAACGCCGGCAACUCCAAGAAAGAAGGAAGUCUAGCCAUGAACACAAAAUGGUGCUCCAUCUGUACCUCGGUCGCUGAAUACCAAUGCUCCGCACCUCACCGAUUCUCCUCCAAAUCCUUUGCCAAAAAUCCCGCCGCUAAAUUGGCCGACACUACACACCCGGACUUCAUUGGCUGUGGUCUUUAUCUUUGUGGUAAGUGUCAUAAUACAUUGGAUUCCAUUGAGCGAAGCAAGUCGUCGACCGAGCAGCGUAAAAUCGUGGACAUUUUACUCAAGGUGAGAAAGGAUCAGUUGUAUAAGUAUCCUGGGGAUGAGAUUCGGGCGGAUAGCGAGUUUUUGUUGGAGAAGGGCGUUAUGAUGACGACGUUGAUGGCUGUGAAGAAGGAAGCGGUGAAGGGAGGGGUGAAUGAGAUGCCAAAGGAGAAUGCUGGUGGGAUGCAAGCGAAGGCAUCGAGUUUCAUGGGGAAGGAAAUGCCAGAGAAAGCUGGUGGUAUGCGAAUGGAUUUUCCAAAGGCUACAGUGAAGGGCAUGUCAAAGAACACGCCUAUUCAGCGAUGAUCUUUUUCAUUUUUAGUACCUGGGAGGGGAGGAGGAUCGAAGGGUGCAGCAAAGGUGGAAGUGGAGAAAUUGGGAAGGUGGAAAUGGGUUAGGUGGAUGGAUGAUGUGCCUUGGGUUAUGCAACGAAGAUUCUUGGGGGGUCUGUUGGGGGGCAGAGAGAUAUCUGGUGAAAAAUCAUUAUCUUCAUACCUCAUGGUAAUCAAUUUUCGGUUGGCGGCGUUUUCAUGGGGCAAAUUGAGGAUAGUAAACAUGGAGACUGAAGUAGCUAUAAUAUUAGUCAAUCCAAAUGAGCGAAAUG
Hymenoscyphus albidus is the source of this 3796-nucleotide messenger RNA. Lineage: Eukaryota; Fungi; Ascomycota; Leotiomycetes; Helotiales; Helotiaceae. The record is from the annotation of a GenBank genome assembly.